Messenger RNA from Gymnodraco acuticeps, 973 nucleotides. It is a transcript of the gene comtb, whose product is annotated as catechol-O-methyltransferase b. The transcript is spliced from 6 exons. Bases 75 to 872 code for a protein of 265 amino acids. Lineage: Eukaryota; Metazoa; Chordata; Actinopteri; Perciformes; Bathydraconidae. The record is from RefSeq and is a predicted model, not a curated record. Gene Ontology annotation, molecular function: magnesium ion binding; catechol O-methyltransferase activity. Gene Ontology annotation, biological process: developmental process; catecholamine catabolic process; dopamine metabolic process.
CCUAGAAGCCUCACAUAUUUUCCUCUCACGGCGAGAGGAGGGCAGAGAAGACAGGGAGCGCCGCCUGCCCUCACAUGAUGUGGCUGACUCUUCUGUACAGUAUCACCGGUGGAGCUGCUCUCCUGUAUGCUCUCUACAGAUGGCUGAUCCCAGCUGUUGUGCAGUAUCAUGCAGGACUGGCGCUGAUCUGGCAUGAUGUCAUUGUGGAGCGGAUACUGGACACUGUGACCCAGUCCACUCGUCCUCAGAGGAUCCUGGGUGCAGUACAGCAGAACGCCACCAGAGGGGACCCUCGCAGCGUGGUGAGAGCCAUCGAUCAGUACUGCAGGAACCAGGAGUGGGCCAUGAAUGUGGGGGAUGAGAAAGGCUGCAUCCUGGACUCAGUUGUGUCUGAGGUGAACCCGGCCACAGUGUUGGAGCUGGGAACGUACUGCGGAUACUCCACGGUGCGCAUCGCCAGCCUGCUGCCCCCCCACGCCAAACUCAUCACUCUUGAAUUUAACCCCGAAUUCGCUGUGAUCGCUCGACAAGUCAUCGCCUGGGCGGGACUGGAGGACAAGAUCCAGUUAGUCGAAGGAGCCUCUGGAGACUUAAUCCCCAAAAUGAAGGAGCAGUUUGGGGUGGAAACGUUUGAUUUGGUGUUCCUGGAUCACUGGAAAGAUCGUUACCUCCCAGACACAAAACUGAUGGAGGAGUGUGGCCUCCUUAGGAAGGGCAGCGUCCUGCUGGCGGACAACGUCAUCUGCCCCGGAACUCCUGACUAUCUGGAGUUUGUGCGGAGCAGCCCGCGCUACGAGAGCCAAUACUUCAAAUCUCACCUGGAGUACACCAAAGUGGAGGAUGGCCUGGAGAAGUCUGUCUUCUUAGGGUAGUGUUUAACCCAAAAGCUUUUCCACAGGUGCUUGUUAACCUCUUGGUUCCCCUCAGUCUGUUCUUCUAGAAGUCUUGAAAUUAAACAUAACAUGUGAAGGAA